This is a messenger RNA of Mauremys mutica (yellowpond turtle), 1044 nucleotides long. Its product is annotated as interferon-inducible GTPase 5-like. The record is from RefSeq and is a predicted model, not a curated record. The transcript has 3 exons. Bases 1 to 1044 code for a protein of 347 amino acids. Gene Ontology annotation, cellular component: membrane. Gene Ontology annotation, molecular function: GTPase activity; GTP binding. NCBI's taxonomy places the organism in Eukaryota, Metazoa, Chordata, Testudines, Geoemydidae.
AUGGAAGCUGCGCCUGCCAGCCGGUGCAGACGCAGCCGAGCGCUGGGACAGGAGCCGGGGACAGGCAGCAGCGCAGGAGGGAAGCGCACAUGGUGGUGGGGGCUGCAAAUCUGUAAGUUGCUACAUGCCCCAACUGGGGUGACAGAAACGACGAUGGAGCCGACUGUUUAUCCCUCUCCGAACCACCCCAAUGUGAGGCUGUGGGACCUGCCCGGCAUUGGUGCCCCGGAUUUUCAGCCAACCACGUACCUGCGGCAAGUGAACUUCAAACGCUAUGACUUCUUCGUGAUCAUCGCUUCGGAGCGCUUCAAAUGCAACCACGCGGCCCUGGCCCGGGAGAUCGAGAAGAUGGGGAAGAGGUUCUAUUUUGUGCGCUCCAAGGUGGAUGAAGACUUGCGCAAUGAAGAAAGGGAUCACCCUAGAACGUUCAGUCAGGAGAGCGUCCUGGAGCGACUCAGGAUGGACUGCAGGAAACACCUGCAAAAGGCAGGAAUGAGCAACCCAGAGAUUUUCCUUCUCUCCAACUGUGAAUUCACCAAGUAUGAUGCUCCUGCCCUGGUCAAGACAUUGCAGGAUGAUCUCCAAGAGGAGAAGAAAGCUGACAUGAAGAAGCUGAUAUGGCUAAUCUCUCUCGCAUCGGCUUUGGUCAAUGUCAUUCCUAUCCCGCGGCUCUCUGUUGCUUGUGAUAUUAGCAUCCUGCUAGCAUCCAUGAUUGGCUUCUACAAGUACUUCGGCCUAGAUGACAGAUCCUUGGCUAAUCUGGCCAGGCAGGCUGGAAAACCGAUAGCGGAGCUGAAGGCCGUUAUCAUAUCUCCCAGGGCAGAAGAAAUAAACAGAGAUGUUGUAAUCAAACUGCUUCUAAAGGAGGAGAAGGGUUUGCCUAGAUUAACUGCAAAUCUACCAGUGCUUGGUCCCAUGUUAACUGUGGGAAUCUCUUUUUUAACCACCUACCUCAUGCUGUUAAGCUUUCUCUGUGGAAUGGCUGAAGAUGCCGAAAGGGUUCGGAAGACCGCUUUGAAGGAAGACAAGAAAAAGCAUAAAUGA